This is a messenger RNA of Iphiclides podalirius (scarce swallowtail), 1407 nucleotides long. Lineage: Eukaryota; Metazoa; Arthropoda; Insecta; Lepidoptera; Papilionidae. The record is from the annotation of a GenBank genome assembly.
AUGGCAGAAUCACCAAGGCGUAUACGAGCUGUUUCUGCCGAGACCGGGGGCCUACCGCUGGUUUCGACUUUUGCCCUACUCACUAUAGUAGCUGGCCAAUUACAAGGAUCGGGAUAUAGUGAACAAGAACCGGAGUUUCUAUCGCCCCUCGAGAACCUAACCAUCCCUCAGGGUCGAGAUCUUCAUUUUACGUGCACAGUGAAUCAUCUUGGCAGUUAUAAGGUGGCAUGGAUUAAGUCCGAUACGAAGACGAUUAUAGCGAUUCACACUCACAUGAUCACACUAAAUCCACGUCUUUCCGUAACGCACAAUGGUCACAACACUUGGAAGCUGUACAUAAGCAAUGUCGAGCCCAAGGAUUCGGGCACGUACAUGUGCCAAAUUAACACAGAUCCGAUGAUGAGCCAGAUGGGGCACUUGUCGGUGGUGAUACCACCAGACAUCGCGGACGACGAUGGCUCAGCCGCCAGUGCCCCUGAAGGUGGCACGGUGGAACUGCGUUGCACUGCGACCGGAGUGCCAGAGCCCACCGUGUUUUGGAAGAGAAAUGAGGGACGCAACAUUGUGUUUCGCGAUGAAAACGGGAAGGAGAGUAAAGUGGUCUACAGCCAUACUGGGAGAACACUGGUGCUCAAGGCGUUGCGGCGAGAAGAUAUGGGUACCUACUUGUGUAUCGCUUCGAACGGAGUUCCACCCACACAAAGUCGACGAUACGAAGUUUCUGUGUUAUUUCCACCGGUAAUCCGUGUAGCCAGUCCGGUUGUGCUACGGGCUACGGAUAUGCAAGUCACCUUGCAGUGCUACGUGGAAGCUUCGCCUAAGGCACUUACGACCUGGCAGCGUGGAAAAACACAAAAUGGUGGCAAGUUAUUGAAUAGCUCAAAGUAUAUCAUAUCGGAAGAAGCUGAGAGCGAAUAUGGACUAAAAAUGAACCUGACUAUUACGAAUCUAAGGAAGCUAGACUUCGGUGAAUACAUUUGUGCGGCGAUCAAUGGGUAUGGAAAAGCAGAAGGCUCCAUUAAUUUGAAAGAAACUCCACAGAAGACAACUACAACAACGACCACCACAACAACUACGACAACUACAAAUCGUCCGACAACGACUCUGGCUACAACUACACGACCACCGAAAAAACAUCUCAAGAAACAACCGGAACGUAGCAAUCACAACGUUCUCGAUGCCGACGUACGUCAAGCAGAAAUGAACAAUGCCCUCAACUUCUACAAUGUAAAUGGCUAUGGGUCAAACAACAUCUCUCAUAAUGAAUACGCCCAACGCACUGAGAGGCAAAAAGUUCGACCAUCUGGUCCACCACGUCAUUUCGUCGUAUAUAACAGCAGAGGCAUAGUCUGCACUACAUCGGUCAUCGUAUUUUUCGUUGCCACCUGGCUAGUUUAUGUCAUAACA